Molecule: messenger RNA, 1520 nt
Organism: Diospyros lotus (date-plum)
Lineage: Eukaryota; Viridiplantae; Streptophyta; Magnoliopsida; Ericales; Ebenaceae
Exons: 2
Coding region: 231-1199 (322 amino acids)
Biological process (GO): microtubule-based process
Cellular component (GO): dynein complex
Molecular function (GO): dynein intermediate chain binding; dynein light intermediate chain binding
Source: RefSeq, a predicted model, not a curated record
CGAAAUUCCAGUCCGCGACUGCGACUGCUAGUGCGUCUGGUUCUUCACCCCAACCUAUUCCUCCGCCCCCGGCGCACGUUAGACCAAACCAAAGCAAGAUCUCACCACACAAGUCCCCAUCCUCUGAACCCCACCCAUCUCCCAUCUCCACCGCCCCCAACCCCAUCUUCCCCUGAGAAGGGUGGCCUGAACACACACCCUUCCAUCUCACCACCUCCCCCGCCGCCUCCAUGCUACACCCCACCACCCACAACCGGCGCAACUUAGCAUCAGGUCCAGCCCCGAAGACGCCCAUGGAUCCCACGGAGAGAAAGCAGCCCAAAGGUGCCCCCUCUGCCACGAUGGCAUCCACCACCAAACCCCACCACCAUCACCACCACAACCCAGAUCCUACUAUUGUCUCCUCGGCCCUCCACACUGUGUCCAAGCACUUCUCCAAGCUGUAUACACAUCAGCAGAAGCCCUCAAACAAGCCAUCAAAUGCCCCUUCAAGAACUUGUGCUGACACCCAUCUGCACGCCAAAGGCAUGGCUGUUUCUGCAAUUGAAGACACCUCUUGUAAGUCCACCACCAAAUUGGUCUCCCACCAUAGGAGAGCUGUUGCAGAGAUGGAGAAGGAUAGGCUAAGACUUGCAGUUACAGGGGCUAUUGACAACAAGUAUCCAAAGGUAUAUAAAUCAGAUAAGACCAAAAAACCAUCAAAGAAAGAAAGGGCAAAGAAGGAGUCUAAUUCUCAUCAAGGUUGUGACGUUAAGAGAGCAUCUAUUUCACUCUCAAGGAGUCAGGAAAUUGGACGCAAGGAGGCCGAUGAAGGGGGUGAUGCGAAAAGGCCGUUCUUUUCUCUGGCAGUUGCUGGUGGGAGAAGGAGGUCCUUCUGCAACUCUCAAGCCGAGUUGGCAGAUUUCUUCAGCUGCUCUGGUGUGAAAGUAGUCUCUGUUGAUAUGCCUCCAUUUAUGCAAGCCCAUGCUGUGGAUUGUGCAAGAAAAGCCCAUGAUAGCAUGGAAAAGUUCACUUCCAAGGCCCUUGCUUUCACUCUCAAAAAGGAAUUUGAUGGGGUUUAUGGACCAGCCUGGCACUGUAUUGUGGGGACUAGUUUUGGGUCUUUUGUGACACAUUCAGUAGGUGGAUUCCUGUAUUUCUCAAUGGAUCACAAGCACUAUAUCCUGUUGUUUAAAACCACUGUACAGAGAGCAGAUUAAAGCUGAGGUCUAGCAUAAGCUUUUUAGUAUAGGGAAAAUUCAUGGAAUGCUCAGAAGGAAGCCUCAGGGAGCUGGUGUUGUCUCCUUUGUAGUAGCUUGUACAUUGAUUUUGCUCAGAAAGGCAUUAUGGGCAAAUGUUCUCUCCUCUUCUUUCUGUUCAACUGUUCUAUACUGUCAGAAGACCCUCUUUUAGGUGGUCUCAACUUUAAGAUUCUAGACUCUAAUUAUUGGGGUUUUCAAGCUGUAGAACAUAAUUCACUCGGCCACUUGCUGGCUAGAUUAUCAUUCUAUUGUGUUUCAAUCCAACAUGAUUUCAGUGUC